AUGAAACUUCCAACCUUUCUUUUUGUGGUGGGGUGCUGUUGCGCCCUUUCAAUUGGUGCAGAAGAAGAGAGUUCCAGUGGAGAUUUCAUUCUAGAUUCAAUUGAAGAAGCAAAGAAAAUAGUAGAUGCUGCUUACAAGUAUUCUCGUGAUGAGAGUUUAGCAAGGGUGCGCAGAGAUGUCAUCAAGCCUUCUGACAAGCUACGUCUGCUGAAACAGCCAGCUCGAAAGACACGAGAGGCUGUGAGAGCCGCAGACUACAUGGCGCAAACGCUCAGACUGAUCAGUGAGAAAGCCCAUCAUGUACACAAGAGGUCCAUCAAUGCUACAAAUCUGCUCACUCUGGAUGAGCUUAACACGAUUAAACGUCUGACAGGCUGUGCGGCUCAAACCCGGCCCCCUUCUUGUAGGACCACACCCCUCAUAAACAAGUACCGAACUGCCACAAAUAUCUGCAACAACAGGAGGAACCCACUUCUUGGUGCAUCCAACACCCCAUUUGCCCGCUGGUUGCCUGCUGUCUAUGAGGAUGACAUCUCCCAGCCCAAAGGGUGGGAUCCCAACAGAUUGUACAAUGGUGCAGCGCUGCCCUUGGUCAGACUGGUUUCCAAUCGUAUUCUAAGCACUGCAGAUGCUGACAUAGAGAGUGAUCGUGACUUUACCUUCAUGCUUACCAUCUUUGGGCAAUGGGUUGACCACGAUCUGACUUUUACGCCCACCUCACCAAGCAUUAGGUCCUUCAGCAGUGGCCUCAACUGUGAUGAGAGCUGUGAGCGCUCUGAACCCUGCUUCCCUAUUCCGGCCCCUCCAGGAGAUCAACGCCUGCGUCCUGACACCUGUCUCCCUUUCUUCCGUUCAUCACCUGCCUGUGGUUCUGGAAACACUGCCUAUCUCUUUGGUGGAGUCCCCAAAGUUCGGGAACAGAUCAAUGCUCUAACAGCUUACCUAGAUGCUGGACAGGUUUACGGGGCAGAGGAUGGGCUAGCACUGGAACUACGAGACCUGACCAAUGAUGGUGGUCUUCUACGUGUCAACAAUCAGUUCCUGGACAAUGGACGAGAGCACCUGCCCUUUACCAGUGUAAAAAGCAACAUGUGUGCCACGCGUGGGAAAACCCUCAAUGACACCACCUUAACAGAGGUGCCUUGCUUCAUUGCAGGGGAUGUUCGUGUUGUUGAGAACAUUGCUCUUACCUCAUUACACGCACUUUUCUUGAGAGAGCACAAUAGACUGGCUCGUGCCCUCCAUGUACUCAAUCCAACAUGGAGUAGUGAAACCCUCUAUCAAGAGGCAAGAAAAAUUGUGGGUGCCUACAACCAGAUCUUGGUGAUUAAGGAAUACUUGCCAUUAAUUGUGGGCCCUGAUGCUUACAAUAAACACCUUGGACAAUAUUCAGGUUACAAUGAAAAUGUGGACCCUACCAUUGCAAACGUCUUUGCCACUGCAGCUUUCCGUUUUGCCCACCUAGCCAUCCAACCCAUCAUAUUUCGUCUUGAUGAAAAUUACCAGACCCAUACUCAAUUUCCAAACGUGCCCCUAUUUGAGACCUUCUUCUCACCAUGGAGGGUGAUCUUCGAAGGGGGCAUCGAUCCUCUGCUCCGUGGAUUGAUUGGUCGGCCGGCAAAAUUGAAUACGCAGGACCACAUGAUGGUAAAUGCUCUCAGAGAGAAACUAUUUGCCUUUACAGCCCACAUUGCUUUGGACUUGGCAUCCCUCAACAUGCAAAGAAGUCGUGACCAUGCAAUACCAGGCUAUAAUGCAUGGCGUCGGUUCUGUGGACUGUCCUCCCCUCAAAAUGAGCAAGAAUUGGCUGUGGUGAUGAACAACACUGAAUUGGCUCACAGGCUGAUUGAGCUUUAUGGCACCCCUGAAAACAUUGACAUUUGGUUGGGAGGCGUCGCUGAGCCUUUUGUUCCUGGUGGUCGUGUUGGUGCUCUUUUUGCCUGCCUUAUCUCUACACAGUUCCAGCACAUUCGUGAGGGAGACAGGUUAUGGUGGGAGAACAAAGGAGCGUUUACCACCCAGCAAAAAGCAUCACUGGCCUCUGUGUCGCUCGCCCGCAUCAUCUGCGACAACACUGGAAUCAGCAGAGUUCCCAAUGACCCUUUCCGCUUCACCAGUUCUGCCAAUUUCGUUAACUGUGGGGAUAUUCCAGCCUUAGACCUCAACCCUUGGACUGAAACUGAUACAGAGUCCUUCCAAGGACCUCGAGGGGAACCUGGUGUAGCAGGCCCGCCUGGACCCCCAGGACCUCCAGGACCACCAGGACCUGCUUCUGUUGGCACCACCCUUCCUGUCUCUGCUAAAGUGAUUGUGUUCAGUUGGGUCCUUUGUUUUUUUAUUCAGAGCAUCACAUCAGUGGAAUUCUAUACCACAAUCAAUUAGAGAAUGCAUUUCAUUUGACUCAUUUAAGUUUAAUUUUAGGAAAUCUUUUCUUUAUAAUCAACAAUGUGAACAUUGAUGUUGCUCCCUUUAUUAGGGACCGUUAGUCCGAUUUUCACCAAAUUCGAGUCAGAUCACCUUCACCAUGCCGGCAAAAAAAUAUGGAUUUCAUGUUGAUAGACAAAACUGUUUUUGUAUAGCGCAGCAACAUAUUUUAGGCAUGAUGCCAAUUUGCCUAAAAUCAUCUUAAAAUGUUGUUACUUGCUUGUUGCAGCUGGUCUGAUGCUCCCAGCCAUGUUGGCAUGGCUUAUCAUGCACUUUGUGCUUGGCCACGAUAACUGCUGCUUGCAGCAAUAUUUAUUAUUAUUUAACCCAUAACAACACUUUGUCUUCUUACUGCUCUUCUGUCUUUUGGAACAUGGAACUCUCUCGAAAACCUUUACUACAUUUUUACUAUUACAGCUGUCAAGAUUAACUAAUUGUAAAAAGUGUUUAUAGAAUUAUAUUUAGAUCUCCCGUCGCAUCAAAGUGUGCAGCGAUGAGUAUUGUAGCCGAAGACAAACAUGAAUGCAGUGAUCUUGUCAUUGCCACUCGAUUUCUGUUCUGUUUUGUCUUUUUUAUAUUUAUAUAUAUAUAUUGUCUUUUUGUAUAACACGUUAUCUAACUGUAUUUUACAGAGUUGUUUAGAAUUUCUAGUUGUAUUAUUAUUGUUCUUUUUAGUAAAGGGACUACCAAUGAAAACUAGCCUUCGUGUACAUUUACUUUCAUGAAUGUUUACUAAUGUACACUGUCCCUUUUUGAAAUGAAAAUAAAUUAUCAAAUAUCAAA
Molecule: messenger RNA, 3207 nt
Organism: Ctenopharyngodon idella (grass carp)
Lineage: Eukaryota; Metazoa; Chordata; Actinopteri; Cypriniformes; Xenocyprididae
Product: eosinophil peroxidase-like
Exons: 14
Coding region: 1-2382 (793 amino acids)
Biological process (GO): response to oxidative stress
Molecular function (GO): heme binding; peroxidase activity
Source: RefSeq, a predicted model, not a curated record